AUGGCGCCUAAUUUCAUGACUGUUCAUUUCGAUGAACAGAAUCCCAAUAAUGAGAAGGGCAAGGAAGCUGGUGCGCGUCAGUCCCUAGCCGGCCUCGACUACUCGCCUUUACCUCGUAUCACAGGACGUUCGUUCCUACUAGCGACAUUUGUGUCCAUGGGAGGUCUUCUCUUCGGUUACGACACAGGUCAAAUCUCCGGCUUUCUAGAAAUGCCCGAUUUUCUCGACCGCUUCGCCGAGACAAACAGCAAUGGAGAAAAAGCCUUUAGUACCGUCCGAUCCGGUCUGAUUGUCGCGUUGCUGUCUAUCGGUACACUCAUCGGUGCGCUGGUCGCAGCGCCUAUUUCCGAUCGUAUUGGUCGAAAGUAUAGUAUUUCCGGCUGGACUUGGAUUAUCGCUAUUGGAUUUAUUAUCCAGAUCUCGUCGAAUAGGGAUUGGGUACAAAUCAUGAUGGGACGAUGGGUUGCUGGUUUGGGUGUUGGUGCCUUGUCGCUUCUUGUUCCCAUGUUUCAGGCUGAGACUGCGCCGCCGUGGAUUCGUGGUGGUAUGGUUUGUUGUUACCAGCUCUUCAUCACCAUGGGUAUCUUCUUAGCUGCCUGCUUUAACUACGGCACAGUAACCCACCAACACUACAGCUCAGCCUCAUGGCGCAUCGUUAUUGGCAUCGGGUGGGUCUUCACUCUCGUGCUCGGCAUCGGAAUCCUCUUCCUUCCCGACACACCCCGUUUCGACUACCGCAAAGGCAAAGUCGACCGCGCGCGCGACACGCUCUGCAAAGUGUACGGUGCAACACCUAACCACUGGGCCAUCCACACCCAGAUGGAAGAAAUUGACUCAAAGCUUCGCGCCGAGAACCAGAUCAAGGGCAACCCCGUAAAGGAGUUUGUCCAGAUGUUCAAAGCGCCACGCAUGGCGUACCGUAUUUUCCUCGGUAUGGCGCUGCAGAUGUUCCAGCAGUUAACUGGUGCCAAUUAUUUCUUCUACUACGGUACUACCAUCUUUAGCUCCGUGUCGAUUGACAGCUACAAGACACAGAUCAUCCUCAACACUAUCAACUUCCUGGUUACCUUCAUCGGUUUGUACAUUGUUGAGCAUUAUGGACGACGCAAGUCACUUAUUGCGGGAAGUACCUGGAUGUUUAUCUGUUUCCUCAUUUUUGCAUCUGUCGGUCACUUUGCGCUUAAUCGUGACGACCCCACAGCCACACCCAAGGCUGGCGUUGCCAUGAUUGUCUUUGCCUGUCUCUUCAUUCUUGGGUUCGCUACAACUUGGGGUCCCAUGAUCUGGACCAUCAUGGCAGAAAUCUUCCCCUCGCGCUACCGAGCCAAGGGAAUGGCCUUGGCCACAGCGAGCAACUGGCUCUGGAAUUUCCUUCUCGCUUUCUUCACGCCUUUCAUCACCAAAGACAUCGACUUCCGCUACGGAUACGUCUUUGCGGGAUGUAACCUACUCGGAGGUCUCAUCGUGUACUUCUUCGUUAUUGAAGGACAGGGCCGUACACUCGAGGAGAUUGACACCAUGUACCUCGAGCGUGUCAACCCUAGGAAGAGUGCCAAGUGGGUGCCUCCUCCUCCUGAGGAGAUGUCUAGGAUUCGCAAGCAGGCUGGUACGGAUAUUGAGACUGCCGCUGUGCAGCAUGGUGGUUCCAGUGAUGAUGAGACUCUUGCUCGACGAUCGGGUGUUACUGAUGGUGGUCAUGGACACAAGAAGGAAGAGCAUGCUGGAGCCAUGCACCGCGAGUAA
Messenger RNA from Fusarium coffeatum, 1743 nucleotides. RefSeq lists its product as uncharacterized. Gene Ontology annotation, cellular component: plasma membrane. The coding region runs from base 1 to 1743 and encodes 580 amino acids. Gene Ontology annotation, molecular function: carbohydrate:proton symporter activity. Gene Ontology annotation, biological process: carbohydrate transport; transmembrane transport. The transcript has 3 exons. The record is from RefSeq and is a predicted model, not a curated record. NCBI's taxonomy places the organism in Eukaryota, Fungi, Ascomycota, Sordariomycetes, Hypocreales, Nectriaceae.